Molecule: messenger RNA, 1873 nt
Organism: Chrysoperla carnea
Lineage: Eukaryota; Metazoa; Arthropoda; Insecta; Neuroptera; Chrysopidae
Product: zinc finger protein 570-like
Exons: 5
Coding region: 26-1300 (424 amino acids)
Biological process (GO): regulation of transcription by RNA polymerase II
Cellular component (GO): nucleus
Molecular function (GO): RNA polymerase II cis-regulatory region sequence-specific DNA binding; DNA-binding transcription factor activity, RNA polymerase II-specific; zinc ion binding
Source: RefSeq, a predicted model, not a curated record
AAAUUUAAUAAAAACAUAUAGAGAAAUGUUAGAAGAAUGUGCUUCAGUACAUAUAUCCACUGAUGAUUUGUUACCUAAAAAAAUUUGCUUGGAGUGCAUAAAAUAUUUAGAACAGUCGUAUAAAUUUAAGAUCCAAUAUUUAUCAACUGAAAAAUUAUUAGAACAAAUUAUUACAAACGCACAACCAAAUAUAAAAGUAGAAGUUUCAAUUGAUGAAGAUGAUGAUUUUAAAAAUGAAGAUAAUUCUUUUAAUUACUAUUCACAUUUCAUUUUUAAUCAAGAGAAAUCAAAUGAAAUACCUCUAAAUGAAACUACAACCACAAAAGAAUUCAUUACUGUCAAAGAAGAAUCAAAAGAUACAAAUAAAGAAGUAAAAGAUACAAAAAAAGAAGAAAAAGAUACAAAAAGAGAAUUAAAAAAUAUAAAUAAAGAGUUCAAAGAUAAUGUUUUAAAAGAUUGCAGUGCGAUACAAAAAUAUAAAUGUGAAGAAUGUGAAACAGGCUUUGAAUUGAAAGCAGAUUUUUAUAAACAUCAAAAACUUGUACAUUCAAAAAUUUUAAAAUGUUUGCAUUGUGAUAAAACUUUUGAAUUUACAUAUUAUUUGAUAAAACAUUCACCAGAAGUGGUUCAAUGUAAAAUAUGUAAACAAGAUUUUGGAUGUAAUAAUAAUUUAAGGGCACACGCUCGUGAACAUACAACGUGUAAAAUAUGUGGAAAGAAUUUUAAAAGUAUACGCUCAUGUAAUCGACAUAUAGCGACACAUGGGGAUAAGCGUUAUCUAUGUACGUAUUGUGGAAAAGCGUUUGCAGAUAGUACGAAUUACAUUGUUCAUGUUCGAAGACAUACGGGAGAAAAGCCAUAUCAAUGUACUCAAUGUGAUAAAAAAUUUUGUGAUAGCAAUGGAUUACAAAUACAUUCUGUAGCGCAUUCAGACGAAAGAAAAUAUGAAUGUGAUACAUGUAAAAAAACAUUUAAAACGAAAGAUGCCGUAGCUAAACAUAAACGUUCUCAUGUGGAGGAGAAGAAUUAUUCUUGUGAUAUUUGUAAUAAAAGUUUUAAAAGAAAGGAUUGUUUACGAGAGCAUGAAAAAGUUCAUACUGGAGAACGUAAUUAUGUUUGCUCAUACUGUAAUAAAGCAUUCAUGAAAUCGGAUAAUUUAAAAAUGCACUUACGAGUUCAUACAGGAGAAAAACCAUACAGUUGUGGAAAAUGUGGGAAGAGUUAUAGUCAAAAUCAUGCACUUAAGAGUCAUAUGAAAACACAUUUAGAAAAUUGUCUGAAUAAUUUCAUUCCACAAUGACCAAACAUGUUACAAAUGUUUUAAUUUAGACAAGAAUCUUCAUUAGUUUCAUUUUCAUAAAAAUUUUUGUUUUAUGUUAAACACGAAAUACUGUUUGGAGUACAUUCAUUCAUACACUUUGUUGUCGGAGUAGAAAUCUUAAUAAUGUACGGAAAUGAAAAGUACGAUGAAAAAACUAACACUAUUUCACUUACAUUAACGAAUUUCUCGUCUAUUUUGCCAUUUCACCAGAAUAGUUUUUGCCGAAUAAAUUCAAGUGAGUAAUCAAAUCUUACUCUUCACCAAAUUUGACUUGAUAAUUAUUAGUCCAUUGAAAUGUUACAUUUUUUUGUGUUUAUCGUGUAAAAGCCAGAAGGCGCAAUUUUAUUGUUUGGUUGCCAAGAAGAGUGUAAAGUUAAAUCCAUGUUUGUGGGGAUGUAACUCUUAUCCCGCGGCCGCCAUUUUUUAAAAAAGGGUGUGAACGGUUUUUACGUUAUAUCAGAAAAACGAUUCGCCGCACAAAAAAUUUGAAAAAACAAAUGUAAACAAACAAUUGACUCAGUUAAUUGUUGAAAUAUCAUGUACAGACAGUGU